Diachasma alloeum is the source of this 1949-nucleotide messenger RNA. RefSeq names its product serine-rich adhesin for platelets. The transcript has 3 exons. The coding region runs from base 179 to 1825 and encodes 548 amino acids. The record is from RefSeq and is a predicted model, not a curated record. Lineage: Eukaryota; Metazoa; Arthropoda; Insecta; Hymenoptera; Braconidae.
UCGACAUCAAUCGUUGCCUGGAGCUCGGCAGUUGGCAGUAGUCACUGCCGUCAUUUGGAAUAAAAACCGAUAAUUGAAUUAGCGGCGUAUCCAAUUUAUUCUCACUUUUGCUCAGUACACUCGUGUUGCGCUAUUUUUUCGUGAUUUAUAAUUAACGCAAUCAAUAUAAAGCUUAAAAAUGCCACGAUUACUGAAUGUAAAAAGGCAAUCAUCCGUCAACAUCAAGGACAAUCCAGAAUCCAAUAAAGAGAAUAUUAACGUUCAUUCCAAACCAUCCGAGGAGCAGGACUCCCCGAGAAUGGGACAGUUACGAGAAGCUUUUGAGAAAUUGACAAUUGAUGAGAAACGUCCUCUAAGGAAACGGAGGGCUUUGGUAAGGGCAAACGGAGUAGAUGAGAAUAUUGCAGUCACAAAGAAGAAUUAUAAAGAAAAGGAAAUGAGUAAGACCCGUGAUGACAGGGAGAGGAAAAAACCAGUGAGCAGAAAGAAAUCCAGAGCUUCAAGUAAGGCAGACAAUAAUACUGUGGAAAAACGAAAAACCAUAAAUCAAGCACAAAAUUCCAGCGUCCCCGCAAAAGUCACAAAGAAAAAACCACAGCAUUUUUCCUCCGAGAAAAAAUAUCAGAAACAAGCUGACGUUCCAUCAACAAGUGCUGAUUCAUUCCCCAAAAUUAAAGAUGGUGGAAAAUCGUCAAGGAAAAAAUCCAUCAUCAGUAUCGACUCAAAUAAUGAGUCUUCGACGAAAAUGAUGAUCCUCAAAGAGUCGUCGACGAUCGAUAACCAAACACCAGCAGCUUCGGUAAAACCAACCCCAAGGUCAAUCGCCGUACGUGAUAAUAUUUCCAUUCCAACCACGACCAAAAUAACCAAAAAUAAUCCUGGGACUAUCAAAACCGAGAAGAAAUCAACGAGAAAGCAUAUUCGCAAUAAGACUGGAGAAUUCGAAUUGACGAAGGGUAAAACUGUUUCAUGGAAAAUCAAUAAAACAGAGGUGUCUUCUCCAUCGAGCAACAAUGAAACAAUACCAGUGGAAAAUACGAGAGUCCCAGCAAAGCCCGAGGGAAUUGUUAAUUCCAAAGUUGAUUCACCAGCAGUUGCAUUGGUUAAACGCGAGAAGCCAUCGCCUCAGUCUCCUAUUGCAUCAGUAUCUGUGAAACUCGAAGGCCGAGGAACCCCUCCAGCCACAUCUACGAGGAUUUUGAGUGCUAUUGACAUGAACAAGUAUGAGAAAUCAACCGUCAAUGAACGUGGCAUAUCCAAUAAUAAACCAGGAAGUAAGCAGGAGCUUGCUGACAAUGGUAAUCUCCAAUCGACCUCAGGGAAUCUAGACGUGAUGAAAGGAGGAUUGAAAAAAAAUGAUGAAUGUUCCUUGGGGUAUCUUCCACCACACCAGCAACCCUCAAAGGAAGCGCCUGAAGCCAAGCUUCAAGUCAACGCUGUAGGGGCAUCUAAGCAGAGGAAUUCAAGCAAAAAAGACCAUCGACGUCAAAGAAAGGAGAAAAAAGUGGCUAAAGCUUUCGAGACACUUGCUGCACGCUUUGUCAGCACUGCCAAGAAAAUGGGAUAUCUCGAUGAUAGUAGUGAAGAUUCCUCGACGGAUGAUACAGGGGAUUCUGAGCAUUCCACAGACUGCAGUUGUUCAUCAUGCUGCAGCUGUUCGUCUAACUCAGAUGACUCUGAGCACUCCACGGAAUGUAGUUGUUCUUCUUGCACUGGUACGUCUUCCGAUUAUUGGACUGAGUACACUGUCAGCGGAUCCUCAAGCACUGAUUACUCUGAUUCCAGUGCAUCUCAUAGUGACACGUCAUCAUCGACCACUGAUUGAGUUUUGAAAUUCGAGAAAUGAUAAUUUUUAUUGAAUCAAUGUGUUUUUACUAUUUUUGGAUUCCAUUUUGAUGAAUUAUUUGUAAUGUAUCGUGAAAUUAUGUGAAUAAAAUUACCCAACCCUU